UCCUUCUCCAGCUCACUGAGAAAACAUGCCCAACCUCGCGACCGAUGGCGUCGAGGACAUGACCACGAUCGACCAGAUCGACGAGAAUGGCAUCAACACCAAUCUCAAGGUCCGUUACAACAAGGAUCUCAUCUACACUUACACUGGCUCCAUCUUGGUUGCCGUCAACCCGUACAAGUUCCUCAAGAUUUUCGAGAAUGACACGGUCAAGCAGUACGCCGGAAAGCGCGUGGGCGACCUGCCACCACACAUUUUCGCCAUUUCCGAGUCGACGUACGACUUUAUGAAGCGCACAGACAGCAACCAGUCGGUCAUUAUUUCUGGCGAGUCUGGCGCUGGCAAGACAGAGUCGACCAAGCUCAUUCUUCAGUACCUGACUGCAGUCACCCAGAACCAGCAGUGGAUUGAGCAGCAAAUCAUGGAGACCAACACGCUGCUCGAAGCGUUCGGCAACGCCAAGACUGUCCGCAACAACAACUCGUCGCGUUUCGGCAAGUUUAUGCAGGUCUGCUUUGACAGCUCGCUCCAAAUCAAGGGUCUGAUUAUCGAGGACUACUUGCUCGAGCAAUCGCGCGUCGUCUUCCAGGCCGAGAGCGAGCGCAACUACCACGUCUUUUACCAGCUGUGCGCGGCCUGCGCCUCCAGCCCCGAAGACAAGGCAAAGUUCCUCAUUGACAAGGCCGAGAGCUACGCCUACACCAACAAGUCGGGCUGCAUCAAGAUUGACGACGUCGACGACAAGAAGGACUUUGAUGCGCUCCGCCUCGCCAUGACCGUGCUCAACAUCUCCCCCGAGAACCAGGACUCGAUCUUCUCGCUGCUCGCAGCCAUCCUCAUCAUGUCCAACCUCAAGUUCCAGGACGUCGACGGUGAGACGAUCAGCUUUAGCGCCGACGACAUGAAGAACGUGGGCCUCGUUGCCAAGCUGCUCAAGAUUGACGAAGCCGGCAUGAAGAAGGCCUUUGCCUUCCGCCAGCUGCAAGUCCGCGACAACGUGACGGAAAUCCCGCUCAAGCACAAGGAGGCCCUCGACAACCGCGACUCAGCUGCCAAGGCGCUCUACUCGCGCACCUUCACUUGGCUCGUCCGCCACAUCAACACGUGCACCAACCCCGGCGCCAACUCUGGCCGCUUUAUCGGUGUCUUGGACAUUUUCGGCUUUGAGAACUUUGCCGUCAACUCGUUCGAGCAGCUUUGCAUCAACUACACGAACGAAAAGCUGCACAAGUUCUUCAACCACUACGUCUUCUCGCUCGAGCAGGAAGAGUAUGCUCGCGAGGGCAUCAACAUUGAGCAGAUCAAGUGGGUGGACAACCAGGCCACGCUCGAUCUCGUCGAAAAGCCCCCGACCUGCAUCCUCAAGUUCCUCGACGAGGAGUGCCGCUUCCCCAAGGGCUCGGAUGCGACCUACCUCGAAAAGCAGAACAAGGCUCUGUCCUCGAACGAGUGGUACCACAUGUCUGCCGACAAGCGUGAGCACGGCGAUCGCUUUGGUGUCAAGCACUACGCCGGCACGGUCAUCUACAUGGUCAACGGCUUCCUCGACAAGAACAAGGACGUCCAGCAAGACAUGCUCUUUGGCCUCAUGGGCCAGUCUGGUGACGACUUUGUCAAGGGACUCUGCAAGUACCGCGACCUGACCAGCAUCAUUUCCGGCAUGUCGCCCGAGGAGGCUGCCGCCAAGGCGUCCAAGGGUGGCAAGCCCACUGUCGGUGGCAUUUUCAAGGACCAGCUCGCUUCGCUCGUCAACGUCCUGAGCAAGACCCAGCCUUGGUAUGUCCGCUGCAUCAAGCCCAACAUGGUCAAGAAGGCUGGCGUGUUUGACGACAAGAUGGUUCUCGAUCAGCUCAGCUACUCUGGUAUGCUCGACAUCAUCCGCAUCCGCAAGCUCGGCUACCCGAUCAAGAUUCGCCACGGCGAUUUCGUCCAGCGCUUCAAGUGCCUCGCGCCCAAGCUCAAGCUCACCGAGGACAUGGCCGGCUGCACGACGCUCGCCAACACGCUCAACCUUGGCGCAAACCCGCAAGAGUACCAGGUUGGCAAGACCAAGAUCGUCCUCAAGGAGCGCGUCUACUUCCCGCUCGACGACCGUCGCGUCAAGAUGCUCGACAAGCUCGCCAUCAUCAUCCAGAAGCGCUACAAGGGCUGGCUCGACCGCAAGGCCUACCAGCGCAAGCGCUGGGGUGUCAUCCAGCUCCAGCGCUUUAUGCGAGGCUUCAUCCACCGUCUGCGCUACAAGCGAAAGGUUCGCGCCAUCAUCACCAUCCAAGCCGGUGUUCGCGGCUGGUUUGCCCGCGAUCUCUACCGCUUCCUGAAGCGCAAGAAGGCCGAGGAGGAGGAGAAGAAGAAGCGCGAGGCCGAGGCUGCUGCCGAUCGCGCUGCCAAGGAGGCUGCCGACAAGCAACAGCGCGAGCUCAUCGCCAUGGCCAAGAUGGCUGAGGCCAAGGCCGCCAAGGCUGCGCAGGAUGCCGCCGCCGCGGCUGGUGCCGAAGCCGGCGCUCCCCCGGUGGCCAAGGGCCAGGCUGGUCUGGAAGGCGUCGAUCUCGACAACAUUUUCUCCUUCCUCGGCGUCGAGGACGAGGAAGUCUCGUUCGCCAACAGCUUUGCCAACGAGCUCGACGAUCUGUUCGAGACCAAGGUCCAGGACGAUCCCGAGACCCGCGCCAAGUACGAGCGCAUGGCCAAGCGUGCCGAAAUGUCUGAAAAGAAGGCCGAGCAGCUCGCCGAGCAAAAGCCCCCGGAAGAGCCCGGCGACCCCACGUUUGUCGUCUACGCCGAGAAGCACUGCAACAAGCACCCCAAGGAUGCCGGCCUCACUGGCACCCUGUCGCUCCGCAAGAAGAAGGACAGCGCGCCGCAAGAGUGGGACGAGAUGCUCUCGUACACGAAGGCCACCUCCAUCCCGACCUCCAUUGUCAAGCUGUCGGACAACGACCACAUUACUCUGGCCGUGUCCAUCUUCAAGGAUCUCGUCAAGUUUAUGCGCGGCGAGCUCAAGGCUGAGCAGGAGCGUGUUGCCGUCCAGAACAUUAUCACCAUUGGUGUUGCCAAGCCCGAGCUCCGCGAUGAGAUUUACAUUCAGAUCUUCAAGCAGCUGAUCAGCAACCCCAAGGAGGACCAGGUUGCCCGCCUCUGGAACAUGCUUUCGUUCUGCUCCGUCACCUUCCCGCCGUCCAACAGCUUGUACAAGCACGUCCAGGCCUACCUCAACUCCACCAAGGCCGACGCCAACUUUGGCAAGCGCGCCGAGUGGUGCGGAGCCACGCUCAAGAAGAUCAAGCUCAACGGUGCCCGCAAGAGCCCUCCGUCGGCGCUCGAGCUCCAGGCCGUCCAAAACCUGUCGUGCUUUAUCUGCCGCUUCUUCUUCCUCGACGGCAAGUCCAAGGCCGUGUCUGUGGAGCCUUCCUCCACCGCCCAGGACGUGCUCAAGGAGCUCGCCGAGAAGAUCAACCUGCACUCGACCGACGGUUGGGCGCUGUACGAGGAGAGCGACGGCAACGAGCGUGCCAUCAAGGGUACCGAGUACAUUGCCGACACCCUGGCCCGCUGGGAGUCUGAGCGUCGCACGAGCAACACGACCAAGAGCAACACGCUGUCCAAGAAGAAGGACUCUGGCGUGGCCUCGAUGACCGGCGAUGCCCGCUUUGUCUUCAAGAAGCGUCUCUUCAAGAACCCCAAGGAGGUCCAGAUCGACCCUGUCGAGUACCACUACAUUUACUGGCAGGCCGUCCAUGGCGUUUGCCAGGACUUUUACCCCGUCACGGACAAGAUUGCCCUGCAGCUCGCUGGUCUCCAGGCCCAGAUCAACUGGGGCGAGCACGAGACUGGCAAGGACUCGCGCUACGAGGACCUCGAGUUUUACCUGCCCGAGCGUCUCAUCAACAACGUCGGCACGGACAAGAAGCGCACUCGCGAGGAGUGGCAGGCCGAGAUUGGCGCGUCCCACCGCUCGUUCGGCGCUGGCAAGACCGAGCUCCAGGCGAAGGUCAUGUACCUGACUGCCAUCAAGCAGUUUGCCGUUUACGGCUCGACCCUGUACAACGUUGUCUACAAGGGCUUCUGGUCGCACCCCAACAAGAUUUACUUGGGCGUCGACCACGAGGGCUUCAAGUUUGUCAACGUCAAGACCAAGGCCAUCCUGGUCGCGUACAAGUACGAGCAGCUCCAGAACAUGGAGCUCGACUCUGAGGAAGACCAGCUCACCCUCACGCUCAAGCAGGUCAACCGCGAAGAGCAGCAGUCCUUCAUCUUUGAGACCCCGCACAAGGAGGAGAUUGCCUCGCUCAUCUCGUCCUACUCACCCGUCCACCGUCACUGGACUUCGACCUCGGCUGCCCGCAUCAAGGAGGUUCGCCUGACCGACGCCGACCUGGCCAACCUGCUCGGCGAGGUUCGUGAGGCGCGCAAGAAGCUUGCUCGCGUCAACAACUUCCUUCGCAAGCCCGAAGGCCAGUCUGGCGGCUUUAUCGCUGCUACGCUGCGUCGCUUGCCGUCGACCAAGGGCAAGAAGACUGCCGACAAGGAGCCCGACUAUGAGAAGAUUUACAAGAAGGACUGGUGGGUCUACACCAAGUCUCGCAUCCCGACGUCGCUCACGCUCCUCGAGGGCGAGGACGUCGAGACUGCCCUCAAGAUGUUUGCAUCGCUGCUGAUCUAUGGCGGCCUUGCCCAAAACGGCGGCUUUGAGUCGGAGGAUGACACUGAUCGCAGCACCAUGGUCCAGAUGGUCCUUGCCAAGUGUCUCGAGAAGGAUUCGCUUUGCAACGAGUUCUUCCUGCAGCUCAUCAAGCAGACCACCGAUCAGGCUGACAUUAACAGCAAGAGCAACCUCCAAGCCUGGCGCUUCUUGUGCUUGGCCGUGUGCGUCCUUGUGCCCCGCUCGGACGCCGUGCUCGAGUACCUGCGUGUCCACCUGAAGCGCUGCGCCGCCAUUCCCCACACCGAGGAAGGCAAAUUUGCUCAGUACGCACAGCAGUGCCUGGCCCGCACCGUCGAGAACAAGAACCGCAAGUAUCCCCCGUCGCGCCAGGAAAUCAUCCAGGUCACCCAGCGCCAAAAGAUCCACGCGCGUUUCCACUUCCUCGACGGCCAGUUCCGCGCCCUCUUCUUCGACUCUGCUGCCACCACGCAAGAAGUGGUUGAUCUCGUCAAGGAGCGCAUCGGUCUCAAGAAGGACGUCCAAGGCUUCUCCCUGUUUGAGGUCUUUGGCCCGCUCGAGCGCAACAUGCUGCCCAGCGAGAAGGUUGCCGACGCCAUUUUCAAGUGGGAAAAGUAUGCCAAGAGCACGCACUCGAACAAGAGCUUGCGGCUCACGUUCAAGCAGCGUCUCUUCACUGGUCCCUUCUCGACCCCGGCCGACCCUGUCGAGUUCAACCUGGUCUUCCACCAGGCCAUCGACGACGUUGUGGGCGAUCGCUUCCCCGUCACCACACCCGAGGCCGUUCGUCUUGCCGCGCUCCGUGCCCAGGUCGAGCUUGGCGACUGCGACAAGCAAAAGCCUGCUGCCGACCGCUACUCUGGCAUCAUUGAAAAGUACAUUCCCAAGCACAUGCGCACCUCCACAACUCUGGCCAACGAGAUUUCCGAGGAGCACAUCAAGCUUGUGGGCAAGCAACAACAAUGGUGCGACCACCAGUACUUUGAUUUCGUCAAGUCCUGGUCGUUGUAUGGCUCUACCAUCUUUGAAGUUUUGCAAUCGUACACUUCCUCGCUCCCCAAGAACUUGUGGCUUGCUGUGAACGAGCACGGCAUUCAUAUUCUCAAGCGAAAGGAAAAGGAUCCGCUCGUCUCGUACAACUAUCGCAAUAUUGUCAACUACAGUCCGUCGUUGCGAAACUUGAUGAUUGUCACCGAGUCGUUGACUCGAGGCACCAAGUUCGUGUUCAACACGAGCCAGGCCUCUCAAAUUGCCCAUCUCAUCCGCGACUAUACGCACAUUAUUGUGCAGAAGCAAAAGAACAAGGCUCCGACCAAGUAAACGUCCUCUUUCUUGUGCACAUUGUUCUUGUUGUCGAGGGUAUUGUGUUGUUCUGUUUUUCUCUGUUUUGUGCUGUUCCUUGUUUUGAUAUGUGGUAUUUUUUUUGGUUUGAGAAGCGACCGCUUUCCUUGUUUGCUUCCGCUGUUCUUUGUUGUUGCUAGUGUUGGGACAUUUAUUGCAUGCCUGAAUGCUCCAACAUUUCGUUGUUCUGUGUGUACCGUGUCUGGGCAAAGAAAUGCCUUCUUUGUUGCCAAGCGCGUGUUUAUGAAAAUCUUCCAAAUACAACCUUCAAAAUGAA
Capsaspora owczarzaki ATCC 30864 is the source of this 6275-nucleotide messenger RNA. Its product is annotated as myosin-X. The transcript is spliced from 6 exons. Gene Ontology annotation, cellular component: cytoskeleton; myosin complex. NCBI's taxonomy places the organism in Eukaryota, Filasterea, Ministeriida, Capsasporidae. Gene Ontology annotation, molecular function: ATP binding; cytoskeletal motor activity; protein binding. Gene Ontology annotation, biological process: signal transduction. The record is from RefSeq and is a predicted model, not a curated record. Bases 26 to 5977 code for a protein of 1983 amino acids.